Molecule: messenger RNA, 736 nt
Organism: Cydia splendana
Lineage: Eukaryota; Metazoa; Arthropoda; Insecta; Lepidoptera; Tortricidae
Product: immunoglobulin domain-containing protein oig-4-like
Exons: 4
Coding region: 170-661 (163 amino acids)
Source: RefSeq, a predicted model, not a curated record
AAGCAGGGGACGAGACAAGGGCCCUCCUGCGAUCACCUCCGCCAUUAGUCAAUUGAGAGAUUGGCGUGGCGAGCGUGCAGAGCUGCAGUCGCGCAGAAACCUCGCGGGCCCGUGCCAGCGCCCAGGACACCUGGACUUCACCUCUUCCCGCCAAUAAGAACCUAUCAAAAUGUUCUUCCUUAGAGCUAAAAUUCUCUUAGGAUUGUUCUUAGUAUUCUGGUUUAUAAUCGAGCCAGCAAGUGCGCGUCGUGGACGUUCUAGAGGUAGAACGAAAUCCAAGGUGCAAAUUGGCUUACCUAUUACUGGGAAAUAUAGAGACCCGGAAUCCGAUCAAUAUUACAACAACAACGAUGGAGCCAAGAUCCUACUGGCUUCGCACUUCGAUCUUGAGUACGUGUUGGGCCACAAGAUCGCCUUCCUCUGCAUUGCCAAGGGCUCACCGCGUCCUCACAUCACUUGGUUCAAAGACGGCGUCGAAAUAUUUGCUCAUCAUUAUCUUCAUAUUCACGAGUGGCCGAUCGGCGAGGACCGCGUCAAGUCCAAGAUCGAGAUUGACCCGGCCACGCAGAUGGACGCCGGCGUGUACGAGUGCACGGCGGACAACAUGUACUCCAUCGACCGCCGCUCCUUCAAGACUGACUUCUCCAUUGCCUUUGACUAGACGUGCUACUGACGCCUGACCUGUGUCUUGCGGUGCACCGUGCACUGCAUUUAUCGUGCCGCUUACGAACAAAAC